AUGCCACCUCCUCUUGGGUCCUUCUCGACCUUACUGACAACCACAGCAAAGCCAUUUGCUGCUAAAUCAUUAGGGCCCAUCUCGUCUACUGUCCUUAGACAGCAACAACCUCAGUAUUCAACCACUUCCACAGUAAAAAAGCCAUCUGUAGUCACUGAAUCUGCCGUACUGAACUCGUUUCCUCGACCCAAUCUCCAGCCAACGUUGCAUUCAUCGCCGAGCAUGUAUAAUCUUCAAGUCCUGAAAGCAUUGAAUCCUAUCCAAACAUGCUUUAAUUGUAACGGACCUCAUUCAACUGAAUUUUGCCCUUGCUAA
Messenger RNA from Mucor velutinosus, 315 nucleotides. RefSeq lists its product as uncharacterized. NCBI's taxonomy places the organism in Eukaryota, Fungi, Mucoromycota, Mucoromycetes, Mucorales, Mucoraceae. The transcript has a single exon. The coding region runs from base 1 to 315 and encodes 104 amino acids. The record is from RefSeq and is a predicted model, not a curated record.